AUGAAGGGCGUGGGUAAGGCGAAGAAGAACGCAUUCAUCGCGUUCCUACGCGAUGCCGUCUCGCGAGACGACGCGUUCGCCAACGCGCUCGCGACGACGACGAAGGAAUACAAUUCGUGGAGCAAACUCUGCCGGGAGCGAGGACGCAUCGACGCCGCGCACGCGGAUGCGCUGCGGCUGCUCGACAGCAAGGGACAUAUGUUGAACGUCAUCGACCGCGUGUGCGAGCGCGGUGAGGGAGAGAGCGAGGAAAACUUGGCGAAAGUGUCCGAGGCGUGGGAGAGCACCAAAAAAGUGCAACGAGGAAAAUUUGAGAAGAGCGGAGGGGCGCGGGGCGUCGCCGAGGCGCGUCUGCGCAAGAAAGAGGCCAAGGAGCGCAUCAACGCUACUCGAAAAGAGCGCGAAGCUCGGGAGAGCAGGGAUAAGGAGCUUAAGGCUGCGAGAGUGGAAUACGCGGCAAAGGUACACGAAGCGCGAAGCGCGGGCGCGUGCUUGGAUUGGUUGAACAUGGGAAGAUGUCGGUUCGCGGAGGACUGCCAGUUCACGCACGACUCGAUGUCCAAAGGUAUCUUGAAGCAGCUGGCGAUCACCGUCGGUGCGGAGACUGGAGACGUGAAGAAGGAGAGGAAUACGGCGGAAAAGGCUGAGCGCAAGGCGCGAGCGAUGGCAUUGAGAGGGGCGACCGGCGGCACCGACGGCGUUCAGGAUGACGUUAUCGGUGGUCAAACGUCUUCGAGCGACGACGAAGACGACGACGGAGACGAUGGCGUGCCCGGAUUUUUGAAGAUUGAACGCGCCAGACGCGCCGCGGAGGCGCUGUUAUCGACGAACAAGUCGAAAAAAGCUGAACCGUCGAGGCAAACGCAGAAAGCCAAGCAUUUCAACGAAAAACAGCUCGCAAGGAAGCAAACAUUUUUGAAAGAAGGGAAAAAUCAACCGCUCAUCAAGAGAGGGCUGAAGCGUGUCUCAGAAAGCGUUCACACGGUUCGGGAGAAGAAGAAAAAACCACGCCACGUCGACUCGGAGCGGAGGAAGAAACGCGUGGGCAAGGAGCGCACAUUCUUUGGCGACGUGUAG
Molecule: messenger RNA, 1077 nt
Organism: Ostreococcus tauri
Lineage: Eukaryota; Viridiplantae; Chlorophyta; Mamiellophyceae; Mamiellales; Bathycoccaceae
Product: Zinc finger, CCCH-type
Exons: 1
Coding region: 1-1077 (358 amino acids)
Molecular function (GO): metal ion binding
Source: RefSeq, a predicted model, not a curated record